This is a messenger RNA of Phalacrocorax carbo (great cormorant), 2973 nucleotides long. The record is from RefSeq and is a predicted model, not a curated record. Lineage: Eukaryota; Metazoa; Chordata; Aves; Suliformes; Phalacrocoracidae.
CGGUAAACAACGGUGGGUGCUGCAGGCGGAGCCAUGUGGUGCCCGUCACUUGGCGGGGGUGGGCCCGACCCCCUUUCCCCCCCCCCCCCCCCCCCCCGCCAGGGCGCAGCCCGUUGCUCCCGACCGCCCCGGGGACGCAGGCGCGAAGGAACACGGGGGCGUGGGUAACCCCCCGCGCCUCAGUCUGGCGGCGCGUCCUGCUGCCGGCGCCGCACGACUGCCAUCCUCUUCUCUCCUUAAUCCCCAGGUGAGCUGAGAGACGUUGGCCGGAGGAAGGUGGAAGGCGCUGGGCCGAGGCCCUGAGCGGUGUGUCGGUCGCCCGGGGUGGCCCCUGACCACAGUCUUGCCCCCACGGGAGUUUCACACCUGACCAGAGUCUUGCCCGUGCCACAGGUUUGCUCCCACCAGAGUCUUGCCCCCACGGGAGCUUCGCCCCCGUCACAGGCUUGCCCCAUGUCAGCCGGUGGCAAGCGCUGGCACAACGCUCCCAACCCGACAGGCAGCCCGGCUCCUGUCCGCAGGCCCCUCGCCCUGACCCUGCAGCCAUAUUGGAGGACAGCUAGAUCAACGCACCGCUCUCCUACCUGAGCUGGCGGUACCCCGGCGAGUGUAACAGCCCUCCAUGCAGCCGCCCCAGAAGAUGGAAAAGAAAAGUGAUUUGAAGACGUUUUGGACACAACUGGGAGGUAAAAGAGUGGACAUCAUAUUUGAGCAAGUGCAAAAUGUGCUGCUGUUGCUGAAGCAAAAGAUCAAGAAUGGAACUGCCACAAACCAAGAAUGCUGGCAGGCGUGGGCACUGGUGAAUAAAGCUAAUCUAGGUGAUCUCUUAACUUUGACAAAUGUAAGUGAUGUGUUUGAUGGAGACGGCAUACAGGAAACCAAACCCAAAUUGCAGUGUCUUCCUACAGAUGAGAAUACCGCAAACUCUGUAGAAGGUUCUCACAGGAAAAAGGAGGAGAUGGAAAAAACAGGUUCAGGGAGUAAAAAAGCAUCUAGUAAAAGUCAAGGUUUACCUUUAAACCUGCAGUAUCAGAACCAUAAGUGCUCUAGUGCAUGUCUUGCCAACAGAGCAGCGGGCUCCUACAAGGGUGAAAAUCCUCUCAAGAUACCCAUCUUGUUUCACUUUCAAAGACGCCAUGCAAAAGCAGACUGCCUUUCGAAAUCACUGGAUGUGAAUUAUAAAGCUCCUUGUGGCCGAAGUCUGAGAAGCUUCCAAGAUGUGCAGAAUUAUCUGUUUGAAACAGAGUGCAAUUUCUUAUUUGUUGAUCACUUCUCCUUCAACACAUAUGUACUGCUGGGCAGGAACACUGUAAAUCCCAAACCCCUCGUGUUUGAUUUCGAUAUUAGCAAUGGAGUCGAGUCUGUGCCCGUUUCCUUCUGUAAUGAUCUUGACCAUGCAAGAUUACCUUAUUUCAAAUAUCGGAGGGCAUCAUGGCCACGUGGAUAUUAUCUCAACAAUUUCUCCAGUAUAUUUGUUGAUUCAUGUGACUGCACAGAUGGCUGCAUUGAUAGGUCAAAAUGUGCAUGCCUACAGUUAACUGCAAGAGGCCUUAGUAAUACUUCUCCAAGUAGUAAAACUUACCACGGCUACAGUUACAAAAGACUGGAGGGACCUGUUGCUAGUGGAAUUUAUGAGUGUAGUGUGUUGUGCAGGUGUAACAAGAUGAUGUGUCAGAACAGAGUUGUACAGCAUGGCAUUCAAGUCAGGUUGCAAGUGUUCAACACGGAGAAGAAAGGCUGGGGCGUCCGCUGCCUAGAUGAUAUCGACAAGGGGACGUUUGUUUGUACUUACUCAGGCAGAUUAAUGAGCAGAGCUGAUAUUCAAGUGUUGGGAGAUGCCAGUCAAGAGCUGAAAGUCAAGAGUGCUGUGAAUGACAGAGGCCGUGGCUUUUUUUCCAAAAAAAGGAAAGCUGACACUGAUUCUUCAGACUCUGUGGUUGAACUAGCGCAAACUGGAAAAAAUGACAUUCUUGAAAAGCAGGAAUCUUUGUCUCAGACUGUGGAUAAUGAAAAUAAAUCAACCCUGGAUCAUCCAAGGAAUUUAAGUACUGCAACCACGAGAAGGCCUGGAACUAGAGCAGUUGUUUUUCAUAAUCACCAGCUAAAAAUGGAAAUUGAUACACUGGUGCACAGUGCCAGCUCAGAUGAAGAGAAUAGUUCUCAGAUUCGUCAGUCAAGCAAAACAAAAGUAACCAGUGGAACAAAGAAACGAAAAGAAAAACCCACUCAGCAGCAGAAGGAAGAACAUGCAAUGGAAAUUGGAGAGACUGAGUCUGCUGACGUGGACAGUGCAGAAUGUAAAAGAAAGAGUCUACCUCUGCAGGGUGUUGAUUGUGGCAAGUCAGGUGUGCUGGAUGACACGUGUGUUGUGAGGCCAUCUGAAAAUGUACCACUAAAAGCUGACUGCAAAGAGGAAAAUCACAGGCAAUCAAAACAAGAUGCAUUUUGUGAGGGGGCUGAUGGUGUCAGGACACUUUUGAAGAAUGCUAAUGAAGAAAAUACUUAUGUACUGGAUGCCACAAAAGAAGGAAAUGUGGGUCGUUUUCUUAACCACAGCUGCUGCCCAAAUCUCUUUGCACAGAGCGUGUUCGUAGAGACUCACAACAGAAGUUUCCCAUGGGUGGCGUUCUUCACAAACAGGCAUGUGAAAGCUGGAACUGAACUCACGUGGGAUUAUGGUUAUGAAGCUGGAAGCAUGCCAGAGACGGAGAUUUCCUGUCAGUGUGGAGUUCAGAAGUGCAGGAAAAAAACCUUAUAGGCAAAGCUUUCAUACUGUGAACAAGUACACCUGGAGAUUUAUAUACUGGAAGGGGCUACUACACGGUGAACGCUUAAGUCUGUGGUGCUAAUUACAUUCAACUAAAAUGCCUUUUACCUGACCUUUUUUAAAAAAUACAUUUAAAUGUCACUUUUGUAGAUUAAAGGAUUAGAACUGUUUGUCAUAAGAACAGGCAUCAAACUUUACUUAGGUAA